UCUUCAGGACCUUAUCCGAAAGGAACGCUAGGAUUCCACUCUGUUUGCAUACACGUCACCAGGAAGUUUCUUGUAGGCCUACUACUGAGAGAAAUGUUGAGACAGGAUUCUGUAGAGGGCGACGUGCCCCUUUUUCACGAGGAUGAACACGAAGUCAGGGAGAGGAAAUCGAAAAUAAAGCACCCCCUGGCAUCCUUUUUUCACCUUUUCUUCCGAACUAUGGCCAUCUUGAGUUACCUCCUUUGUGAGCUCUUCAGUGGCAGCUUCAUAGUGAGCAUGGUAGCCAUCAUCCUAUUGCUGUCAUGCGACUUCUGGACCGUCAAGAAUGUGACGGGCCGGUUGUUGGUGGGCCUGAGAUGGUGGAACCAGGUAGACGAAGACGGCCAGAGCCACUGGGUGUUUGAAGCCAGAAAGGAAACCAGCAGAAAAACUGUUUCAAAUUCUGAAUCAAGGAUAUUCUGGUUGGGUCUAAUUGUGUGUCCAAUCUUCUGGGUAAUUUUUGUGUUCAGCACUGUCUUCUCGUUCAGGAUUAAGUGGUUGGGAGUAGUCAUCAUGGGUGUAACUUUACAAUGGGCCAACUUAUAUGGCUAUGUGCGUUGUAAAGUGGGUGGGGGCACCAAUCUGAGGACUAUGGCCACAAAUUAUCUGGGCCUUCAACUCUUCAAACAGACACUGAAUAAAACAGAGGAACCAUAGAUUGCCAUGUACUGGAAUGCCUCAUGAAGGCUGGGGUGGAACUUUGCACAUGUACUUUGAGGGAUCUAUUAUUCUAUUGUGGCAUUACAGUGGACAGAGGGCUCUUUGCUCUUUGUUUGAUACUUGUUUGUUGAUGUUAUCGGUUACUUUAGAUGGCAAAAUAAAUAGAAAUAUGUGU
This is a messenger RNA of Alosa alosa (allis shad), 874 nucleotides long. RefSeq lists its product as uncharacterized. The transcript is spliced from 7 exons. The coding region runs from base 94 to 696 and encodes 200 amino acids. Lineage: Eukaryota; Metazoa; Chordata; Actinopteri; Clupeiformes; Clupeidae. The record is from RefSeq and is a predicted model, not a curated record. Gene Ontology annotation, cellular component: Golgi membrane. Gene Ontology annotation, biological process: protein secretion; vesicle-mediated transport.